This is a messenger RNA of Darwinula stevensoni, 2396 nucleotides long. The record is from the annotation of a GenBank genome assembly. NCBI's taxonomy places the organism in Eukaryota, Metazoa, Arthropoda, Ostracoda, Podocopida, Darwinulidae.
CAUGGAUCCCGGCUCCACUUGGUGGCCACGUGGACUGCUGCUUUACCAGAUAAGAGAUAAGGGGGCUCAUUGCGUCCAAAUUUUCACAUGUCGAGCCCCUAUCCGCAAGACACACAGUUCAUGCCCUAUAAGUGCAAGCCUGAGAAGCUGUCUCCAAUUCCCAGAUGAGUCGAGACACGAAAAGAUAUGUCGCCGUACCCACAUCACAGACUCAGGCCCUUAUGACUUCCAGUGGAAGUGGAAGCGACACCGAAACCGAUGUCUUCGAUGCCAGCUACAAGAAUGGAGGUGUUGAUAGAAGGCUGCAUGCUCAGAGGUUUCAGGAGCUGGAGAACAAGUACUGAAACUCUUGUCAAAAGGCCAACCAUGAAGCGACAUAUGAAUGCAUGCCAAUGCUUCUGCUUUGGUCUCACAAUGCUCUUUCUUGGUGUUGUCCUGGGAACUGUAUUUUGGCUUCCUGCCACUGCGUAUGGGAAGUAUUUGAAUUAUCGCAAGCUUCUCCAAGGGUGGCCAAGAGAGACAUGGACAGAAGAGUUCCUUGGGUCCAUUGAGACAGAUCUCCAGUUGGUGAAUGUGACAGAAGGGGAGCAGUACCUGGUCUUUGGCUUUCAGUACAUGAAUGGAAGCAUAAGUGAGGGAUAUGGAAUACCUGAAUACGUGUAUGGGGGUCUGGUGGCAUUUGACCAAGGUGGUAAUCACAUGUGGGACAAGAAGCUUAAUGGCAUUCCUCAGAGUCUCAUCUGUGAGGGGAUUGAUAUUGAUGGAAAUGGAGUGAAUGACUGCAUUGUUGCUGGUAGCAAUGGAACUUUGCUUGUUGUCAAUGGAGAAACAGGUGAUAUGCUUUGGGAAAUGAAAGACAUCCUGCCAGGAAAUCUCUCUACAGCCAUGCUUGUUCCAGACUUAAAUGGAGAUGGGAAGCAAGAAUUAGUGAUGAUCUUCAAUGAAGAUUUACCAGAUCUUCCUCAUGUUGAACGGUCAGCCAUUGUGAUUGCUGAUCCAAAUACAGGAAGCCUUCUGGGGCAAGGACCCAUGCUUCUCUCUGGCUGUGCUCAUCUAUCCUCUCUUGAAAUGAAUGGGAAUGAUUCCAUUCUCACUACCUGCACUGAUUUCACAAAAACUGAUCACGUGGUUCGGAUAUCUCUGUCCACUAUGGCUUCUGAACUGGAGGCAGGGAAAAGGAGUUUGACCUUUAAAACUGAUACAGGCCUUGUGUCAUCAGAUUCCAUGGGUUUGAUUGAGGGAAAGAACCUUCUGUUGACUUGGGAAGCAGAGGAUUCUCUCAUCUUCUCCCUCAAGCCAAAUCUCACAUAUUUCUUUCAACACCAGGGGUCAUUAUGGGAGAAGGAGGUCUCACAUGGUCAAGUUCUCUAUGCCUUCCCCAUGCCUUGCCAUGGUCCCAGUUGCAAUGCAGAUGCUUUCUUCAUCAAAUACCUUACAUGGACUGCAAGAAGGAAACGGCAGGUGCAAACAUUUGAUCCUAGUUUGAAUGCCGAGUCUGAAAUGAGCAACAAAAUGCAGUUUCCUAAUGACUUUGACAAGUAUCUGGCUACAUACAAACCGAGAGAAUAUGACCUGCCCCAAAGUUGGCCCCCAGGCAUCAAACAUGUGCCUUCCAAUGUUGAGAAGCUUCCUCAACUAUCAAAUUAUUUUAAUCCAGACAAUCACAAUGAUAAUGACAGAUUAUCCCUUGAUGAGCAUGAAGGGCCUAAAUCUCCUCCCAAUUAUCCAUUUGUCUUGGAUAGAAAUCCAUUGAACCCAGAAGGAGAAAAAGAAAUGCCAUUCCCUACAGAGGUGAAGCUGACACAAAGAACAAUGACAUCGACCUCAUCAUCAAGCGAAGGUAUCCAAAGCUCAACCUCGAGGCCAUCUUCCCCUGCUUCAACCCAAAUCCCAGUGACAACAGAUGGAAUGAAGGAGAUGACAACCCUGCAUCAUUCCCUUGCCCAUGAUGAACAGGUUUUGACUGAGCUGCCUGAGAAAUUGUCAAGAGGAUAUGAAGUCCAGGAGGUGAAGGAAGCCCUUCUGUAUGUGUCCAAAGUAGAGGGAUAUGAAGCUGAGGAGCAUUCUCUAGAUGAAAAGACCAUUCAUCGCUUCUGCCUGAAAGAGCAGUGCUUCCCCUCUUCUACAGUUUGCCGCACAGUAUUGUAUGGGGAGAAAUGGACAGUGGUGAAUGCAGUGGCAUCAGUGAAGACCUUGGAGGAUGGGACAUUCCGACUCAUCACUCUCCUCUCCCGUUCCCCUCUUGCAUGGACAUAACUCAUCUAACCUGUCAACCUUUCCUCACCAAUUCUUUUCUUCCCAUUCUCUCACUCCAUGGUGGAGGGUCCCUCCCACGUUCAAUCGUGGAUGCUCAAAAUGUCUUUUUUUAUUACAUUCCUGUCUUGUGAAUUUAAAGA